This is a messenger RNA of Brassica napus (rape), 5150 nucleotides long. Its product is annotated as probable F-box protein At4g22060. The coding region runs from base 914 to 2098 and encodes 394 amino acids. Gene Ontology annotation, molecular function: protein binding. The transcript has a single exon. Lineage: Eukaryota; Viridiplantae; Streptophyta; Magnoliopsida; Brassicales; Brassicaceae. The record is from RefSeq and is a predicted model, not a curated record.
AUUAUGUUCAUAUAAGUAUCUAUUUAUUUAAACUAAAAUAAUUAAAAUAUAUCUAGAAGAUGUUAUGAAAUAAAAUAAAAUUCUCUAGAAGUUAUUAAAUAUUCUUACAAAGCAAUAAAUCUAAUAAUAUUGAUUAUUGAAAUUCAUGUAGUUUACAUAUUAAAAUUUCAUCUGCAUUAAAAAUGAUUUAAUGUUUAAUUUUACAUUGAAAAUGUUGAAUAACAAUAUUUGUAAAACAGGGAGAGUAAUAGUAAUGUAAUAGAUUCUAAAAAAUAAAUAUGAUUAACCGUAAAAGACAAAAUCGUACACUUGUCUUGUAAUUUGAAAGUCAACAUGGACCAUAUCUAUCAUUAAAUUUGUUCAGAUAUUAUCUAUUUAUAGUUAAAAUAAACGAAUUUCAGAGAUAAUGAAAUAUGGUGUGUUAAUUUUUCUUAGAAAGUUAUAUAUAAUUACUAUAUGUAUAUAUCUUAGCGCGUAGUCUUUAGUUUCUUUUUCCAUCUAUCAAGUUAUGAUUUUGGUAUUUUCAAAAAGAAAAAGUUAUGAUUUUGUUGUUUAUGUAAAUUUGUUUAUUUUAUUAAUACAUAUACAACGCAAAAGAAUAUAUAAAUACAUAUAUAUAUAUAUAUAUAUAUAUGCAUCAUAUCUGUGUUUUCCAUAUAUGCUAUUAAUUAGAUAAAGAAAGAGUUGACUACUGUCAGAUACAUGUCUUUUCUAUUGGACUAUGCUAUACGCUUUGGGUUAUUUAAAUGGGUGUUCUCAUGUUAUGGACAUGCAUCCAUUUUUUGUUCUCUUGUUUCUAAUGUCUUCAGUAAUAAUUUGGUGAAAAUGAGGGACGGUUUCCUUUUGAUCAACUUUCUUUGAUCAAUUUUUCUGACUAAGUGUACGUUCGCUGCUGCCGACAACUCUCUGUUGGAUGGAUUCUCUGUCUCCACCCUGCGAUGUUCCAAGGUGGUCCAAGCUUCCUUCAGAUCUCCUACACAUGGUGUUUGAACGUCUAGGGUUUUCAGAUUUUCAACGAGCUAAAUCUGUUUGUCCAUUUUGGCGAUCAGCAUCCAUAGAGUCAGCACCAAACAAUCAGAUCCCCUGGAUGAUUCUAUUUCCAGAAAAAGGUAAAGAUUAUUGUCUCUUGUUUAAUCCAGAGGAAAACAAUAAAACAUAUCGAAUUCAAGAUCUUGGCGUCAACUUUGCAAAUAGCCAUUGUUUGGCUAUUUGUGGAAGUUGGUUCUUUAUGCGGGAUCCUCGAUAUAAGCUCUAUAUUAUGAAUUUAUUCACCCGUGAGAGGAUCGAUCUGCCGUCAGUGGAGUCACAAGUUGGCAUGUUAUUGAUCGAACGAACCACGGAUGAUAUGUUCCUAGUAACAUCUAAGGAAAGUAUUGGUUACAAAUAUAAUCAAGAAGACUUGCGGAUUGACUUGCCUUUCUUUUGGAUUGACCAGAAAACCAAAGAUUAUUUUGUUACUUGUUAUCUUGAAGGCCGAGUUACGGCUUAUGCUGAAAAUGGAGAUAAAUUUUGGAAACAAGCGGACCUUAAGAUCUCGGGUGACGUGGUAUACAAAGAGCAUAAGCUUUACUUGUAUGAUUAUAAACGUGAUGUCAAAGUCUUUGAUUUUUCUGGAGAUAGUCCACGAAAAAUCGUUGAAACGCAAGUUAAUCAUGAUCCACUUUGCACAAAGGGAAUGUCACGUCGUGUUUACCCAGAGCUUGGUGAUGUGUGGGAUAUCAAGGAUACACAUCUUGUAGUCACGGUAAAAGGAGAAUUCCUGAGAGUAAAGAGCAUAGUAAAGAGUGAUGGUGAUGUUUGGUCCUUCCGCAUCUACAAGAUGGAUUCAUCGCAAAGCGAGUGGGAGAAGAUUACUUCUUUGGGGGACGAGGCAAUACUUCUGGAUCAACGUACCACCGUGCUUGCAAACGCUGUCCAAGGAAUAAAAAGAAAUUCUAUAUAUUUCAGUGGUAUUCAUCAUGACUAUGUAUUUCACCGUGUUUGGAGUGAAAAAGAUAUCUUGAACUAUAGUCUCGACACACACAAGAUUGAAAGACCACCUCCAAGUUUUUUUUCUAACGUUCAAUCAUCUGAUGCUCGAUGGUUUGUACCAAAUUGAUUUAUAUCUUUUCAGUGCUUUUAAAUGACUUGUGUCUCUUUUAUUUUGCAAGUGUGAAAGUAAAAUAUAUCAUAUGAUCUUUGUGUUUGAAUUUGGAAUAAUAUGAAAUUUAGAUCACAUCAUGAAACUCGCAAGUGAUUUGUUCCUUGUAGGACCAUAUACAAUGGUUUCAACACCCUUAUUUUUCUCUUUUAACAUUCCUCAUCAUCUUCUUUCUCUUCCACCUCAUUUAUUCAACACUCACUUCAUUCUAUAUUCUUAUAAUCGUUUUGUUUUGAAAAAUUCAACAACCUACCCGUCAACUUUUAAUUCAUAUUUUUAUUUUUUAAAAUAUAAUAAUUAAAUAUUAAUAAUAAAUUUAAAACUAAAAUAAAAUAAAUUUUAAAAAUAUUUAUUGUAAAUUAUUAUACUAAGCUUAUUUUUUUAAAUAAUACCAAAAACUAUAUUAAUAGAAAAUUAAAAUUAAGAGCAUAUUCAUUUUUAAGUUAGAUAUUUACUUAAUUUUAUUCAAAAAUAUGAAACUUAAUAAUAUAAAAAAACUAAAACUGAAUCAUCUGCAUUUACAUCUGGAAUGGAUUCAGUGACACCGCUCAUGCGUCCAAGAGUUAUUUGUGUAAAGAAUUCGAGAAAUUCAGUUGCUCUCGAAACAUUUUCAUCACUUGUUGGAGUAGAAGAAAGAGGAGGUGUUUGAGAAAAAUAUUGCAUCUUCGAUCCAUAAUUUGGAGGAUAAUUCAGAACGGAUAUGUGAUGAAGAAAUUUGGUGAAAAACCAUAAUUUGGUAUAUUUUGGGAUUGGUUGGAAGUUUUGUUUUGAAAUUGAUAAUUGUUAGGAUUUAGAAAUUGAACGAAAAAUUAGAAGAGUUUUGGGUGUUAAAAGGAUUAUUAUUAGGAUCCAUUUAACCAAAAAAAAAUCUUAAAACACUAAAAUAGUUUAUUAUAAUGAAAAAUGAUGAUUUUUUCUGUAUCCAAAUGAAAUGAGAGUAGUCUCUAUUUAUAAAUAAAAAAAAUUGAAUUUUGAUAUAAUUUUGAUAUUUUAAAAACUAAUUUUAUUAAUAUAAUAAACGUAUUUGAAUAAUUGAGUGGGGAUAAAUAUCAAGUGAAAUCUGUCCAGCCAAUGAAAGUAAAGUAUUUAAAUCUUAUCGAGAUUUAAAAUAAAAUAAUACCAAAAUAAAAGCAUUUAAAUCUUAUUCAGAUUUUAAAUAAUACCAAAAUCAAUAUUAAUAAAAAUAAAAUAAAAUUAAGAGCAUAUUCAUUCUUAAGUUAGAUAUUUACCUAAUUUUAUUCAAAAUAUGAAACAUAAUAUUAUAAAAAAACUAAAACUGAAUCAUCUGCAUUUACAUCUGAAAUGGAUUCACUGACACCGCUCAUGCUACCAAGAGUUAUUUGUAUAAAAAAUUCGAGAAAUUCAGUUGCUCUCGAAACAUUUUCAUCACUUGUUGGAGUAGAAGAAAGAGGAGGUGUUUGAGAAAAAUAUUGCAUCUUCGAUCCAUAAUUUGGAGGAUAAUUCAGAACGGAUAUGGGAUGAAGAAAUUUGGUGAAAAAUAAUAAUUUGGUAUAUUUUGGGAUUGGUUGGAAGUUUUGUUUUGAAAUUGAUAAUUUUUAGGAUUUAGAAAUUGAACGAAAAAUUAGAAGAGUUUUGGGUGUUAAAAGGAUUAUUAUUAGGAUCUAUUUAACCAAAAAAAAAAAGGUUUAAAACACUAAAAUAGUUUAUUAUAAUGAAAAAUGACGAUUUUUUCUGUAUCCAAAUGAAAUGAGUGUAGUCUCUAUUUAUAGAUAAGAAAAUUGAAUUUUGAUAUAAUUUUGAUAUUUUAAAAACUAAUUUUAUUAAUAUAAUAAACGUAUUUAAAUAAUUGAGUGGGGAUAAAUAUCAAGUGAAAUCUGUCCAGUCAAUGAAAGUAAAGAAUUUAAAUCUUAUCGAGAUUUAAAAUAAAAUAAUACGAAAAUAAAAGCAUUUAAAUCUUAUCCAGAUUUUAAAUAAUACCAAAAUCAAUAUUUAUAAAAAAAUAAAAUUAAGAGCAUAUUCAUUCUUAAGCUAGAUAUUUACCUAACUUUAUUCAAAAAUAUGAAACUUAAUAUUACUAAAAGAAACUAAAACUGAAUCAUCUGCAUUUACAUUUGGAAUGGAUUUACUGACACCGCCCAUGCUACCAAGAGCUAUUUGUGUAAGAAAUUCGAGAAAUUCAGUUGCUCUCAAAACAUUUUCAUCACUUGUUGGAGUAGAAGAAAGAGGAGGUGUUUGAGAAAAAUAUUGCAUCUUCGAUCCAUAAUUUGGAAGAUAAUUCAAAACGGAUAUGGGAUGAAGAAAUUUGGUGAAAAACAAUAAUUUGGUAUAUUUUGGGAUUGGUUGGAAGUUUUGUUUUGAAAUUGAUAAUUGUUAGAAUUUGGAAAUUGAACGAAAAAUUAGAAGAGUUUUGGGUGUUAAAAGGAUUAUUAUUAGGAUCCAUUUAACCCAAAAAAUAGUUUAAAACACUAAAACAGUUUAUUAUAAUAAAGAAUGACGAUUUUUUUGUAUCUAAAUGAAAUGAGAGUAGUCUCUAUUUAUAGAUUAAAAAAUUGAAUUUUGAUAUAAUUUUGUUAUUUUAAAAACUAAUUUUAUUAAUAUAAUAAACGUAUUUGAAUAAUUGAGUGGGGAUAAAUAUCAAGUGAAAUCUGUCCAUCCAAUGAAAGUAAAGCAUUUAAAUCUUAUCAAGAUUUAAAAUAAAAUAAUACCAAAAGAAAAGCAUUUAAAUCUUAUCCAGAUUAUAAAUAAUACCAAAAUCAAUAUUAAUAAAAAAUAAAAAAAAAUUAAGAGCAUAUUCAUUCUUAAGUUAGAUAUUUACCUAACUUUAUUCAAAAAUAUGAAACUUAAUAUUACUACAAAAAACUAAAAAUGAAUCAUCUGCAUUUACAUCUGGAAUGGAUUCACUGACACCGCCCAUGCUACCAAGAGCUAUUUGUGUAAGAAAUUCGAGAAAUUCAGUUGCUCUCAAAACAUUUUCAUCACUCGUUGGAGUAGAAGAAAGAGGAGGUGUUUGAGAAAAAUGCAUCAUCGAUCCAUAAUUUGGAGGAUAAUU